This is a messenger RNA of Tetrahymena thermophila SB210, 3642 nucleotides long. RefSeq lists its product as hypothetical. Lineage: Eukaryota; Ciliophora; Oligohymenophorea; Hymenostomatida; Tetrahymenidae. The record is from RefSeq and is a predicted model, not a curated record. The transcript has 2 exons.
AUGCUUUCCUUUGAUUAUAGUGGAACAAACGGUUCAACAGGUAUUAAUGGCAGAAGCGGAUCUUGUGGUAUCAUGGGCAUGCGUGGGCAAGAUGGCUCUGAUGGUGGAUUUGGAACUGAUGCUACAAACGCUAGAAAUAUUAACUUAGUUCUAAGAACUGAUGGAUCAGCAAAGAUCAUUAUAGAUGAAUUAAAUUAGAGAUCUCUUUUUGAUAAUUUGAUUUUAGGUGAUUCAAAUAAUAAAGUAAAUCUCAUUUCCAACGGUGGCCAUGGAGGACAUGGAGGUGCUGGUGGAGAUGGAGGUAGAGGAGGUGAUGGUAUGAGUGGACAUAGUGCAACUAGAUAUUCUUGCGGUACUAAUGGAUAGAAUGGAGGUAAUGGUGGUGAUGGAGGCAAUGGUGGCGAUGGAGGUAAUGGAGGUGAUGGUGGAGCUAUUACUGUAACCGCUAAUAAUUAAGAUAUGGAUUUGUUUAUGCUUAUUGAUUAAGUUUUCUAUAAAGGUGGCAACGCAGGAUUAGGAGGUCCAGGAGGUAGUGGAGGUUCUGGAGGAUUUGGAGGUAGAGGAGGUAGUAGCUACUCAUGGUCAGAAACCUAAAAUGGAGUUACAAGACACUACAGCAAUCCUGGUGGUCAUAGCGGUAUGCCAGGUUUUAGAGGUAGAGAUGGUGUUAGUGGUCGAAAUGGAAGACCAGGAAGAGAUGGUACUUUUGCUUACAUACUUGAUGGGAAAUAGUACUCAUAUCGUUAUAAUCUCAAAAUAGACAGAGUUUGUGCUAUUUAGUCUGACGAUGGAAUUAUAGAACCUGGUGAAUCGUUAAUGAUAAAUGCAAUGGAGGUUUUAAAUAUUGGAGGUAUGCAUACUCCUAUUGCUUAAUAGAUUGCAUUAUAUUUGCAGGAUAAUUAAUGGAUUUACUUCAAUCCGAUUGAUACUGUGUUUAUUCCUCAUAGUAUACCUAUAGGACAAGUAUUUAAUAUUACAGAUGCAAAUCCAAUUUAAUUUAAAAUAAAAGAUUACACUAAAGCUGCUAUUGACUCUGUUUUUAAGUAAACUGCUGUAGUCGAUUACAGGGCUAAGGUCGAAAGAAUUAACAAAGAAUUUUAGACUGUUACAGAUUAAACUAAUAAAUACACUGUUAGAUUUCCUGUUGAAAUUUCCCCUGUUCAACUUUUAAGAUCUGUCACAUUUAGAGAAGAAUCCCCUUUUGCGAUAAGCAUUUGGAACCGCUCUACUAAGCCUAUUGGUAUUAAUCACAAUAGAUUGCUUAACUUUAGAUUAAUUUUAUGUGAUACAAGACAAACAGUUGAUUUUAUCCCAAAAAUGUUUGAAGACUAAGAUAAAGAUUAUCGCAAUUCUAGCAUUUGGGGGUAGAAUGCAAGAAAUCAAAAAAAUUUUGUUAAUCCUAGCAUGAAUGAAAAUUUUAAUUACAUAAUUGAGCAAGAGUUUAUUACUUCAAUAGGCCCAAAUGAAAAAAAAAUUAUCAGUGGAACAAUUAAACUUAAAGAUUAAAAUUUGCCUUUGUACACAAAUAUAAGAAUGCAAGCUAAGUUGGAUUUAGGAUAUUACCACAAUCAAGCAGAGGUGUUUUAAAACAUUUAAACACGUAAUUUCCAUAUUUAAUUGACAGAAGGACAUAACUUUGAUCCAAAUUCUGAUUUUUUGCUUGUGUUUAACUGUGAAACAUCUAGUAUUUUUAUAGAUUCUGUAAAAUAGUUUGCUGAAUCCUUUGGUGGUAAUGUUGAUUUAUGGAAUAUAUCAAAUUAUCAAGGAUUUAAUUAUGAUUAUAUUGGUCCAAUUGAUAAACCUUUGUCAACUCUAUAUAAAAAUAAAGUAGUUAUCAUUUUGACUAAUGAAUACUCACUUAUCAAUAGCGAAAAAACAAAUGCUAUGAAGUAAAUUAGAGAACCUCAUAUCUACAAAGGAAUUAAAGACUACAAAAUAAAUGCUUACAUUUUGGGUCCUUGGUCAAAUUAUAAUGAAUUUUGGUUAAUUCACCCUAAUUGUGAUAGCGAUUCUAGUGUUACUAUAGGAAAUUAAGAGAAUGAACUAUACAGGUAAUUUGCCUCAGAUUAAAAAGAUAAAGAGGAUUUAAAUAAGGUAGAUCCUGAUGAAGAAACUAAAAAGGCAUUAAUAGGAAAUUAUCUCAUGGAUUGUUCUUAUACUUAUGAUUUUCACACUAGCAUCUCUUGCUGCUCAAAUCCAUCUAGUGAUAAAAUAUACACAAAAGCGAAAAGUGUCCUGAAAAAGAUUGAUUAAUUGAAUCCCUCUUAUAACCAUAUUCUUACCUAUGCUUACAAGCCAGAAUUAGUGAAAAAAGGUACCUUCUCAUCAGAAUAUAAUUUAGGUAAAAUAACUGUUAUUGAAUCUAUGAGAAAAGAUGCAGCUACUCUAAUUACUCGUAACAGAGCAUAGCUAAAUGAAACUAUGUUAGAUAUUGUUGAUAGAUUUUGUUUAAUUAAAUUACUUUCUUUUGAGAAAAAGCUAAAUUAUCUUCAAAGAGCCAUGGGAAACUUCGAUAAUGCUAAAAUGGUAAUUCAAGCUAUAGUUUCAGAUCUCUGCGAUGAAUAUGUCACAUUCCAAAAGUUACCUUAAAAUAACAAGGAACUAUAAGCCAAUCUAAAGAAUUGGACAUAAUUUAUGAAAUUUAACUUUGAUGAAGCCUUGAAGCCAUUUAAGCCAAAAUAAAAAAAGACAUAAAUUCAUGGAGGUUUUAGAUCAGAACCUGGAUAUAAUAACCCAACUUAUUAGGAUCCUGCAAUGCCUCCUUAAAUGCAAUUUUCUUCUGAACCUCCCCUCCCUCCUGCUCCUGCAAAUUGUGAAUUUGAUGGAUAAUAACCCCCAAUGUUCAACGCAUAAUAGGAUAUUAACAUGUAACAAGGUAAUUAUGAUUAUCCUCCUUAAAUGAAUGAAAUGGAUAAUAACUAAUAAUAAAACUAGCUCUUAGAAAACGUUAAAGAAAUAAAUAUUGUUGAAAAAUAAGAUAAAUUCGAAAUAAAUAUAAAUGUUUAAUAAGACUAAAACUAAAAUAUGUAAAAUAUGAAUAUGCCACCACCAGUAAUAGGUAUUUCUUUAGAUCAAGCCGCAGCAGCAACUCUAUAACCAGAAAUGCAAUAGUAAGUUGAUGGUGAGUAAGAAAUUUUAAUUUCUAAUUAAGUAAGAAACUAUUUAAUUGAAUAUUUAAUCCACUUUGAGGCUGCUUUAAAAAAACAAAUAUCCUUUGGAUAAAAAUGUUGCUGCUCUAUUACAGCUAAAGUUAACUCCCAUUGUCGUACAAUUAUUGGGUCAAUUUUAAUAAAAAAAUUGUAAGUUGGCUCUGAAUUAAUUAAUCAAUAAGGUUAGGCAUUUUAUAAAGAAUUAGAGUAAAAAGAUAAAAAUGAUGUAUUUGAAUUGUAUUAAGCUCCUCAUAAAGCUAUGAAUAGGGCAAUUAAAAAUUCUGAUUUUGUCAGACAAAACAAUCUUAAUUUGCAAUCAACUGCAUACAGCAUAAGAGAUUUUCCUCAUUUUAAUUUCAACAAAGAUGAAAAUGUCUAUAUUCAAGAUGGAUCAUUUAUCUUUACUAACGAAAUAACACAAGAAAUCAAUUACCAAAAAAGAUAGAAUAAAAUAGAAAGAUUCGAAAAUUAAAUAUAAUUUGACAAAGACUGA